Messenger RNA from Schistocerca gregaria, 1953 nucleotides. Its product is annotated as mannose-1-phosphate guanyltransferase beta-like. The transcript is spliced from 3 exons. Gene Ontology annotation, cellular component: cytoplasm. The record is from RefSeq and is a predicted model, not a curated record. Gene Ontology annotation, molecular function: GTP binding; mannose-1-phosphate guanylyltransferase (GTP) activity. Gene Ontology annotation, biological process: cell wall mannoprotein biosynthetic process; GDP-mannose biosynthetic process. NCBI's taxonomy places the organism in Eukaryota, Metazoa, Arthropoda, Insecta, Orthoptera, Acrididae. Bases 383 to 1489 code for a protein of 368 amino acids.
UUGUACGAUAAGCGCUUGCAUCAGCGGUACAGACAAGCCGUUUCGAGUUUUUGGUACUGAAAAUAUGCCAGUAUGAAUUAGAUAAUUGUGUAUAUGCUAGCAUAGCAUAGCUUCAGUUCGAAAGGGGCAGAAUAGGUCAUGUUAUUGUAUUGCUUUCGAGCAGCAGGCUACAAUGAUUUUUUGUGUGUCGAUUUCUGACAUUGGCUAGAAUUCAAAAUGGUUGAUUGCGGAGUUAGACAAGUUCCAGUUGGAUACGCGACUUCAUAAACACAGUAAUUGAGAGCAAAUAGUGUUACAAUAUAUAUGCCUCAAUUUUAAGCAUUUAUUGGAAAAAACUAUAUAUUGUUAAAAAGGCCAAAUUUAUCCAAGUUGGCUUAUUCUUAUGUCAAAUCUUAAGGCUGUGAUACUUGUGGGGGGGUAUGGCACUCGUUUGCGCCCACUUACUCUGUCUCAGCCAAAGCCGAUUAUUCCAUUCUGCAACAAGCCCUUAGUUGUGUAUCAGAUUGAAGCAUUAGCAAAGAUAGGAGUAACUACUGUUGUUCUCGCGAUAUCUUAUAAGCCAGAGGAAAUGGCUAAGGCACUUGAGCCAUAUGAAUCGAAACUAUCCGUUAAAAUUAAAUAUUCAAGAGAAUCAAUACCUUUGGGCACGGCGGGACCACUUUCUCUGAUGAAAAAGUUGCUUCAAGAAGAUUCACCUGAUAGCCCUUUUUUUGUCCUGAAUAGUGAUAUUGUAUCUGAAUUUCCAUUUUCGGAUCUCUUGAAGUUUCAUUAUGCUCACGGGAAAGAAGGGACGAUCAUGGUCACUACAGUGACAAAUCCGAGCAAAUACGGCGUCGUUGUAUAUGACCAAAAUUCGGGAAAAAUAGACAAAUUUGUCGAGAAACCUAAAAAUUAUGUGGGUAACAAAAUUAACGCUGGCCUGUAUAUUUUCAACCCCAGCAUACUGUCUCAAAUUGAAGUACGUCCAACCAGUUUAGAAAAGGAAAUAUUCCCGGCCAUGGCCGCAUCAGGCCAGCUGUAUGCCAUGGAAUUACAUGGAUUUUGGAUGGACGUUGGACAACCUAAGGACUACCUGAUAGGCAUGUCUAAAUAUCUGUCUCAUUUACAAGAAAAUGACCAAGAAGUGCAAACUCUGGCUUCAGGGCCAAAUAUCAUUGGCCCCGUUUUGAUUCAUCCCUCUGCUAAGAUUUCUCCUGAUAGCUUGAUCGGGCCCUAUGUUUCAAUUGGUCCAGAGUGUUUUAUUGAAACCGGUGUUAGACUUAAGCACUGCACACUCAUGAAUAAUGUGCACGUAGAAGCGCAUUCUUGGAUCAAAUCAAGCAUCAUUGGAUGGCACUGUCAUAUUGGGAAAUGGGUGCGCAUGGACAAUGCUACAGUUCUUGGCAUGGAUGUGUCAAUUCAUGAUGAAGUUUUUAUCAACGGUGCCAAAGUGUUGCCUCAUAAAUGCAUUUCUGAAAGUAUCAUAGAUCCCAAUGCGAUUAUUAUGUAAAAGAAAUUUUCUAGCUCGGUUACAUUUCUUAUAGGCUUUAAGAAUUUGGUCUGGCGACGUCAAGACAGUUAAACCACGAUCCAUAAUCAAAGCAGCUCAGCUGUGCUUUUCUAACAAUGAGAGAAUACAUGACGUUGAAGGAACAAAAAUUGGAUGGUAAAAGCAGGAAAUCUUUGAAGAAAAGAAAUGCAGGUAUUGAAUCAAAUGUGUUAGAAUAGUGAAGCAAGUUGAGUACAACUUAAAACGAAAUUUUUUUGUCGGACAAAUUUUGACGACCCUUCUAUUAGCAAAAAACCCUGCUGAUAUAACAUAUAGAAUAACUUAAGUGCAUUAUUUGGUUGCAUAAAUUAUAUGAGAAUGUUCUGACUAACUUUCGUGGCCUCUGAGCUAAUCCACAAAAGUACGGUAUCCACUGAGUUCAGUAUGCAGACAGAAUAAAUGUUAUCGCUAUUUGUACACAGAAA